Molecule: messenger RNA, 819 nt
Organism: Andrographis paniculata
Lineage: Eukaryota; Viridiplantae; Streptophyta; Magnoliopsida; Lamiales; Acanthaceae
Exons: 5
Coding region: 1-819 (272 amino acids)
Source: RefSeq, a predicted model, not a curated record
AUGAUUCUCCAUGAAAGAUCAUUGGACGUCCUCGUCAAGCUUGAUGUCAAGAAUGCAUUCCUGCAUGGUGAUUUAUUCGAGGACAUGUACAUGUCUCCUCCUCCUGGUUUUCCCACAUUCUCCAAGAGUUUGGGUCCUCUUCGGUACUUUCUCAGUCUUGAGAUUUCCGACACCUCCGAUGGGUACUUUUUCUCUCAAGCCAAGUAUGUCUCCAACCUUCUGUCUAGAGCAGGUCUCACUAACUCUAAGACCGAGCCUACGCCUCUUGAUUCUGACUGUCGCAUUACUCUAAUGGAUGGCGUCCCUCUUGACGAUCCUACCUUAUAUCGUCAGCCAGUGGGAAGCUUGAUAUAUCUUACUGUUACUCGACCUGACACUGCCUAUGUUGUUCAUAUCCUCAGUCAGUUUAUGUCCGCUCCUCGGACGACUCAUUAUUCUGCUGUUUUACGGAUUCUUCGGUACGUCAAAGACACUCUCCUCCAUGGUCUCAAUUAUUCAGCUCGCUCGUCCUUGGUUUUAACUGGGUACUCUGAUGCUGAUUGGAAACAAACGGUCAUCUCCCGGUCCAGUGAGGAGUCCAAAUAUAGAGCUCUUGUCGAUACCACUGCCGAGCUUCUAUGGCUUCGAUGGUUACUGGCUGAUCUCGGUGUGUCUCAGCACUCUGCUAGUACUAUUCAUUGUGACACUCAGAGUGCCAUGAAGAUUUCGACAAAUGAUGUUUUUCACGAGCCCUCGUUUACCCGGCCGCUUUCAGUCAUUCUUGAGAAAACUCAAGCUGGUUUUUCACACUCCCACCUUGGGUUUAAGGGAGGAUGUUGA